CUGUCGAUGGUUAGGAUAUCAUUACUUUCCUUCUCCUGAGUGACUGAAUAGACAGGAAGGUAUGGUGAGCCCCAGCUCAUGGACAUCUAUCCAGAGAGUAACUGAGGUCAUCUCUGGAAGCGUGUGACCCCUUCUUCCUCUCUCUCCUCUAUUUCUCCAUCUCUGCUCUUGACAGACAUAUAUCUGUUUCUCUGUGAGGAGGACAACAGAACCUUGACUGCCAGAUUCACAUUGGCGAUGUGUGUGUGUGUGUGUGUGUGUGUGUGUAUGGCUAUGAAGAUGUCAGUGUGAAUUCAGAGUGUGCCUGUGAACACAUAUGAGUGUGUAUGGGUGUGUAGUGUGUGUCCUCACUGCUCUUCAAACCCUGCUCCCUUAGCCAAGCGGAAAGGGUGACCUUGUGGAACCCAGAGACACAGUAACACCAUGGCCUCAGCCACUUCUGUGACCAGCCUGGUGGAUGAGGUCAACUGCCCCAUCUGCCAAGGCACACUGAGGGAGCCAGUCACCAUCGACUGUGGCCACAACUUCUGCAGGGGCUGCCUCAACCACUACCUGGAGAUUCCCAUCCCAGACUCUGAGGAGCCCCCUACCUGCCCACUCUGUAAGGAGCCUUUCCGCCUGGGGAACUUCCGGCCCAACUGGCAGCUGGCCAGUGUGGUGGAGAACAUCGAGCGCCUCAGGCUGGUGGCCACCCCAGGCUCAGAGGAGGAGGAUGUCUGCCAGGAACACGGAGAGAAGAUCUACUUCUUUUGUGAGGAUGAUGAGAUGCAGUUGUGUGUGGUGUGCAGGGAGGCCCAGGAGCACCGAGCACACACCAUUCGAUUUUUGGAGGAUGCAGCAGCUCCCUACAGGGAACAAAUUCAGAGGUGCCUUGAGAAUCUACGAAAAGAGAGAGAUGAGAUUCAAGGAGUCCAGUCAAGAGAAAACCAGAGGAUACAAAUCCUCUUGACUCAAGUAGCUACAAAAAGACAGAAAGUGAUAUCUGAGUUUGCACACUUGAGCCGGUUCCUGGAAGGACAGCAGGGCAUCCUUUUAGCUCAGCUGGAGAAGCUUGAUGGGGAUAUCUUGAAGCAACGAGAUGAGUUUGGUGUCCUGGUCAGUGAGGAGAUCUGCCGGUUUAGUGCUCUGAUUACAGAACUGGAAGAGAAAAACAAGAGAUCUGCCAGGGAGCUCUUGACGGAUAUCAGGAGCACUCUAAUAAGAUGUGAAACCAGAAGGUGCCGAAAACCAGAAGCUGUGUCUUCUGAGCUGGGCCAGAGGAUUCGGGACUUCCCCCAGCAGGCCCACCCACUGCAGAGAGAGAUGAAGAUGUUUCUGGAAAAACUCAGCUUUGAAUUAGACUAUAACCCAGCUUAUGUCUCUCUGGACCCCCAGACUUCCCACCCCAAGCUCCUUUUGUCUGAAGACCAUCACCGGGCUAGGUUUUCCUACAAGUGGCAGAAUUCACCAGACAACUCCCAGCGUUUUGACCGUGUUACCUGUGUCCUGGCUCACAGUGGCUUCACAGAGGGGAGACACACGUGGGUGGUGAACAUAGACCUGCCCCGUGGGGGCAGCUGUACUUUGGGUGUGGCGAGUGAGGCCAUUAAGCGAAAGGGGGAGGUGCGGCUGCGACCAGAUGAGGGAGUGUGGGCUGUGAGGCUGGCGUGUGGCUUCGUCUCAGCUCUGGACGCCUUCCCUACACGACUGACUCUGGAGGAGCAGCCCCAGCAGGUGCGAGUAUCUCUUGACUAUGAGCUGGGUUGGGUGACUUUUGUCAAUGCUGCUACCCAAGAGCCCAUCUACACCUUCACUGCCUCUUUCACUCAGAAGGUUUUCCCCUUCUUUGGACUCUGGGGUCGAGGGUCUAGUUUUUCCCUCAACUCCUGACAGGAUGGAUGCAACUACUCUUUUCAAUUAUUAUAAGAAAGGACAGUAUGAACUUAUCCUCGGCUGGAAGAUUUGGAACAGAAAUUCAUGCCUUAAGUGGUGUGACAGAGUCAGGAUAUUGGCAGGCAGCAAGGUGGAUGACUUUCAGUCUGCUGACCAGUCCCUUCAUCAGUGCCCAGUGGAUGGAUGGUUGGGUAUCUAAGGACUUGGGCUGCUGCCAGUACACUUCAUUAUACCCACCAGGUGCUGAAGAAACCACAUCGAGAAAAGAAUACUCCAUUUAAAGCCAGAGAAGCUGUGUUCUAGACCCAGUCUUAUAGCCAUCUGUAUGAUACUUAAGCCUCUCUUAAUCCUACAUUCUUCCCCAAAUAGUGGGCUUUGUGUAUUCACAUGCUAAAACAAUACAUUGUGUGCUAACUGUGAUCCAAGCAAUAUGGUGACCGACCACCUGUGAUGUGAAAAUAAAAAGAAAACCUUGUUUCAUAACUUGAAAGAGUUCAUGGGAAGAGGUUGAAGCUGGUGAAUGAAGAAAGGACAGGAAGAAGCAUUUUUUAGGGAAAAGAAACCCGGGGAACUGACUGAUCUGUGACCAACAGAUCAUGUCCAUUUUCCCCAUGAAUAGAUAUGCUGCCAUCUCAAACCCUGACACCACUCAGUGUCUGCUUUCUCCUGGUGAUGUCACUCCUGUUUGAUAUGAAGAUGUGGCACCUUGGUGGAAGAGACCAGGGAAAGCCGGGUCAUAAACCACAACCCAAGGACCAUAUUCAAUCCCUGGGGAAAGUUUUCCCUAUACUAUUGAUCACCAUCUGG
Molecule: messenger RNA, 2679 nt
Organism: Erinaceus europaeus (western European hedgehog)
Lineage: Eukaryota; Metazoa; Chordata; Mammalia; Eulipotyphla; Erinaceidae
Product: tripartite motif-containing protein 10
Exons: 7
Coding region: 424-1869 (481 amino acids)
Molecular function (GO): zinc ion binding; protein binding
Source: RefSeq, a predicted model, not a curated record